Messenger RNA from Oldenlandia corymbosa var. corymbosa, 4624 nucleotides. The record is from the annotation of a GenBank genome assembly. NCBI's taxonomy places the organism in Eukaryota, Viridiplantae, Streptophyta, Magnoliopsida, Gentianales, Rubiaceae.
GAAAAAGAACAUGGCUUUAGUCUUUUGAAGUGGACUCCAUUUUCAAUUUUGAGAGAACCGAGAAAUAAAGCUAGUGUGAAAGUUGCAGGUCAUUGGACUUUUUGAAUUUGGACGAAAUAAGUGUAGGUAGAUGGUUUUGUAAUCAGGGCCGGAAGAAAGAAUGGAUUCCCUGGCGCAACAUCAUCGUACAGAACAAGUUGCGCAUGUGAUCAAUCUGGAAGUGGUUGAGAACAUUUUGAGGCCUUCAGUAAGGGUUUUGUCGGAAUCCGACAUCGUCUACGAAGAGUUGCAACUACGGUUGAAGCGGGUGGACGAUGAGAUCCAAAACCUGAUUGAUCAACAAGACUUGAAGCAGCUGACCGACUCGAAAUUUUUGAAAAAGAUAGUCCAAGAUAUCAAGAAAAAUUUUACCGGUUUUGAGUCACUGAGACGAUAUGGGGGAAGCCGCAACCGAAAACUCCUGGUAAGUUCAUUUAUCUCUUGCUUCCAGAUUCUCCAAUCUAUUUACAAUAAUCAUGAAUACCCGGGAAAGGAAGAAGAUUCGGAGAAUAUUUCAAGUAGUAUCUUUGAGAAGGGAAUGAUUUUAGACGCCCUUCACAGGCUGGAAUUUCUCAAAAAUUUCCUUUGCUUAUAUGGGUCUUGGUUCUUUAAGCAUCCAAAGGGUUAUUGCGAUGAAUAUGUAAUUGAAUUGUUGGUUAUUCAACUCUCGAAACUUUUCUUUUGGUAUCUCGCCCGUGUUGUGGAUGAAACAAAGAAGGAGGAUGUUACCUCCUAUAAUGCGGAGCGACGUUUGCUUAAGAACGUUAUUGGCUCAAUCCAUGAUACUGUCAAAUGUUAUCAUUUCAAUUGGGAAAUUGUUGACCGUCUACGACUACAAUAUAAUGACACUCCCUCUAAUAUCGUUGAUGAAGAUGGUGUCGUGUUCUUCGAUUGGCUUGUUGAUAAACUGAGGAAGCAGAAGAUGUCAUCUGGCAAUUUUAAGGCCGGCGAAGAUGAGAAAGAUCCAAUCGAGGCGACAGUUGAGGAGCUGAUGUUCUUAAGGGACAAUCUCAUUGUUUUAUUUCAAUUGUAUGCACAAGAGGUUUCUGCUGUCAAGGAAAUGGAAUCUCUUUCUGUCUCAACUUUGGCUCUAAUCUUCGAAGCAGCAUGCCGAAUUUACUCUUGUUUCUAUGGCGAGAAACAGGACGCAAAUGAUGAUUCAUCAUUGGAGGAGGAAGCAGAUUACCGGAGCUAUGGCCUUCUUGGUUUGCUUGAAUCGGUUGAGUCUCUCAAGAAACAGGCAAAAGAUUCAUUGGAGACCGCCGAUUGGAGCUAUGGCCUUGUGGAUUUGUUUGAGUCCGUCGACUACUUUGGCAAUUGCAAACAUUUCUAUCUGUCUUCAGUGAUCAAAACUGGAAGCAGCAGCCCCAACCACCCCAUGGAAUCUGUUGAUUCCCUCAUCGAGACUCUUCAAGAUCUGAUUGUUCACGAUCCACCUUUGAUUGCUCCUCAGAUGGAAACAUUGUAUCAUGAAAUGAGAUCAAUCAGAGGAGGCCUAAUAUGUGAGAUUGCUGAUGACGAGUUGGGAAAAUCACAGAUGGAACUUCUCAUAGCACAAGUCCAAGAAGCAGCCUGUAAAUGCAGUCUGAUCAUUGAUUCAUUUCGUGCUGGAGACGGUUCACUAUGGUAUCACAUGUUGGGAAUGUUCGUUUUCACCAAUGAUGUUAGAGCGGCUGGCAAGGAGAUGAAAAACAUCCUCAAGGAAAAAAUAAAACCUUCAUCAACAAAUGUCCAUUGUAAUUCUUUGACGAAUCUUGUUUCAUUUACAGCACAAAGUCCUGUGGAUAUUAAUGCAACUGUCAUCAGCUGCAAGGAUGAGAAGGAAAACCCGAAAUCAAUUGGGGAAGCCAGUAGUUAUGAUCUUGUGGGGUUGAAGGAUUCAGCUAGUGAAGUCAUUCAGAUUCUAACUCAAAAUUCGCCUCAACUGACAAUUCUGUCCAUUGUCGGCAUGCCAGGACUCGGCAAGACUACUCUGGCAAAUUCAGUAUAUAAGCAUCCUUCAAUCAGUUUUCAUUUUCAUCUUCGUGCUUGGUGCUGUGUUUCUCAAGGGUAUGACAGAAAAACUUUAUUGGCUGACAUAUUACGCCAAAUUGUUGGGCAAACCAAUUCAAGCAAUGAGGUCAGAGGAGAAGAUUGUGCUCAGAAGCUUUACCAAAGUUUGAAGGGCAGGAAGUAUCUAAUCGUGAUAGAUGAUAUAUGGGAUACUGAGGUAUGGUAUGAUUUGAAGAAUAUCUUCCCAGACGACCGAAAGGGGAGUAGAAUAUUAUUCACUACUCGUCAUCGUCAAGUCGCCUCAGGAGCUAACAGCAUUCCUUAUGCUCUACGUCUACUUUCCAACAAAGAAAGUUGUGAGUUAUUAUGGUCUAAGAUAUUUGGCAUGGAAACUUGCCCCCCUGAACUGCGGGCAGUCUCAAAGCGUAUUGCGAGGCAUUGUAAAGGGUUGCCUCUUCUCAUUACUGUGAUGUCUGGAAUUCUGAAAAGCAAAGAAAGAAGAAAAGAAUCUUGGGAACAAUUUGCUGAAGAAGUAACUGGGUUAAGCAUCAAACGUGGAAAAUAUUGGGACAAAAUGGAAUUCACCAACAUACUAGAACUUAGUUACAUGCAUUUGCCAGAUUACUUAAAGUCAUGCUUCCUUCAUUUUGGAACAUUUGAAGAGGACACUGCGAUUCCCGUAUCGCAUUUAAUACGCCUAUGGAUUUCUGAAGGAUUUGUUCAGGGAAAUCUUGACCUGAAAAGUUUAGAGGUAGAGGCAAAGAGUUACUUGGAUGAGCUCAUUGACAGAAGCCUUGUAAUGAUUGCCAAAAGAAGUUCUGAUGGUGGAGUAAAAGCAUGCUGCAUUCAUGAUGUGUUGCGAGACUUUUGCAUUUACUCCACGAGAGUAAUGCCGGGAAGCUGGAUAGCCGAGCCCUUACACAAGGAUUAUAUUGUUCAGCAAGAACCCAUGUUUGAUGGAUUGAUAUCUCUUCAUGGUCACAUCCCAACACGCUCUAUUUAUUACGAAAGGUGCAAUCAGGGAUCGAAGUUUGCUGAAAGGGCGGGAUUCACGGAGGUGCUCUUUAUGUCUAAACCCAUUAUGAAUAGACUCUGCAAGACUGAGUGGCAAUCUGUGCAGUCAAAUUAUAAUUUCCUUCUUUGGCAUGAAUUUCUUCUAGUGUUGGAUUUGGGAAAUGUUAGAGUUGAAAGCGGUGCAGAUUCUUCUGAUCUUAUUAUGAUAGCAACUUUAAUUCAUCUGAGGUACUUAUCAAUCCGGAUUCGCACAACAGAGAUUCCAUCUGAUAUAGGCAACCUCCGGAACUUGGAAACUUUGAUUAUAACAGGAGCAAUUGGUUACAUUUUGUUGCCAGAGUCAGUUUGGAAUUUGUUUCAACUCAGAAACAUCCUAAUGAAUCAUGGUUUCUUUGAUUUCCAGCAUUUUAGCAAAACUUUCUUUGAUAAUUUCGUAGAGCAUGAUAAUCUCAAAUCUGUUUCCACUUUGUCUUUAAGGCAUGGAGAUGACGUUGACAAGUUGGUGUUAAGUAAGCUAACUGGCAUCAAGAAACUAGGAUGCAAAUUUUAUGCAGAUUCAUGGGAUGAUUCUAGAGGAUGCAGCCUCUUUCCAGAUCUAGACUUUAUGAGUGAACUUGUUUCACUCAAAGUAAUCUUCUCAGGUAAGGUGCAGUAUCCAUAUAAAAUUAGCUUCCCAUCAAACCUUAGGAAGUUGUCAAUAUCAAACUCCCGCCUUCCAUGGGAAGAACUUUCAGUCAUUGGGAGACAGCUGCCGAAUCUGGAGGUUCUUAAACUACUCAACAAGGCAUUUGAGGGGCAACAAUGGGACAUGAUCGAUGGCGAAUUCCAAAAGCUGAAGUUCUUGAAACUAGAUUUCUUGGAGAUUGAGGUUUGGAAUGCAUGCGCUGAGCACCUUCCGUGUUUGGAGCAACUUGUAGUGUCAUGUUGCCCACAACUUUUGGAGAUCCCUUCUUCUUUUGGAGAAAUUUCAACUCUGCAGUCGAUUGAGGUAAAAUGGUGCAGCCCUUCUGCCAUAACUUCUGUGAACCAGAUCCUGGAGUUGCAGCUUGAUCUUGGUAACCCUCAAUUUAAUGUCACUCUUGUUAGCUUGGCGUCAUGAAUCAGGUUGAUUUUUGUUACAUGAUCGAUAGCCGCAUUCCAAAAGCAGAAGUUCCUGAAACUAGAUUCCCUGGAUAUAUUGAAGAGCGGAGUCAUCCCUGGUUUGAGCAACUUGUAGUGCUGAGUUGCCCGCGACUUGAGUCUUCUUUUUGAAGGAAUUCCAGCUGCUGCAGUCAGAUCGAGAUGGUUUGGUGCAGCCCUUUUGCCUUAACUUUUGUCAACCAAAUCCUAGAUUUGCAGGGUGAUAUUUUUGGCAACUCUCGGUGUAAUGUCACUAUUGUUAUAUAGUUCCAAAUUAUAAAAUGUGUUGAGUGUAUUAUGUAUUGCUGGUGGAUUAUUAAACAUUCAUGUCUGCACUCUCUUAUGAACACCAUUUUGAUUCCUUUAGAGUUUUGGGGUACUUUCCCUGGUUGCCUUUUCUUGCAUUGCAUAUGCUGAAAUGGUGAUUGAUCUGUGUGCCUAUAUAAUUCAUCACGGCAGA